Molecule: messenger RNA, 1097 nt
Organism: Harpegnathos saltator (Jerdon's jumping ant)
Lineage: Eukaryota; Metazoa; Arthropoda; Insecta; Hymenoptera; Formicidae
Gene: Sod2
Product: superoxide dismutase 2
Exons: 3
Coding region: 147-803 (218 amino acids)
Biological process (GO): superoxide metabolic process
Cellular component (GO): mitochondrion
Molecular function (GO): manganese ion binding; superoxide dismutase activity
Source: RefSeq, a predicted model, not a curated record
GGACCCCUUAUUUUCUUUUAUCGAAGUAAUAUCGGCCAUCUCUACCAAUCUCUACGUAACACGAUAAGGCCGGAACGGGGAUUCUAAAGUGGUUGCAGGAUUACUUUGGAGGAAACCUUAUUAGCAAGACUCACAUUUUUGCAAUAAUGUUCGCAGCGAGACGUAUUUUAGUUUCCAACACAAUCAAGGAUAUGUUCACAAGAACAAAGCAUUCUCUCCCAGAUCUGCCGUAUGACUAUAGAGCUCUGGAGCCUGUCAUAUCUGCAGAGAUCAUGCAACUUCAUCAUUCCAAGCAUCAUGCGACCUAUGUCAAUAAUCUGAAUGUUGCAGAGGAGAAACUGAAGGAGGCAACUGCAAAAGGUGAUGUAAACACUCAAAUUGCUCUAGCUCCAGCAAUCAAAUUCAACGGUGGUGGACAUCUCAAUCAUUCAAUCUUCUGGUGCAACUUAUCACCUACUGGUGGUAAUCCAGAUGCUGUUCUUGUGAAACAAAUUGAAAAAGACUUUGGCAGCAUGGAAGAGAUGAAGAAACACUUGUCAGAGACAACUGUGGCAAUUCAGGGGUCUGGUUGGGGUUGGCUUGGUUACGAUCAGAAAGCAAAGUCCCUUAGGAUAGCUACCUGCGCAAAUCAAGAUCCAUUACAAGCUACGACUGGUCUCAUUCCUCUCUUUGGCAUUGAUGUGUGGGAGCAUGCCUAUUAUUUGCAGUAUAAGAACGUACGACCUAAUUACGUGAAAGCAAUUUUUGACAUUGUCAAUUGGAAAGAUGUGAAUGCACGUUUCAAAACUGCUGCUGGCUGUUGAAGGAUGAAAGACAGCACUUAUAUUAUAAAUGCUGAAUUGUCACUUAGAGUGACAGUGCUUUUGUAAGGUCGAAAUGUCAUGAGCUCUAUUAUUGUGCUCGAUAAUACCUGUGAUUUUGUUUUUCUGUAUUUAUAUAAAUAUUUUCCUCAUACCAUAUCUCAGAUUUAUGUAAUUACAAGUGAAUAUCACAUAAAGUAAGUAUAAUAUAUGCAUAAGUAGGAUUUACUUUGUAUUUUGUUUUACAAUGAAAUAAAAUAUUAAUAAUAGCAUUUAAUUUGUGACAAUGUUCAAUAA